Messenger RNA from Fraxinus pennsylvanica, 2436 nucleotides. The record is from the annotation of a GenBank genome assembly. Lineage: Eukaryota; Viridiplantae; Streptophyta; Magnoliopsida; Lamiales; Oleaceae.
AUGCUACCUUCCUCCUCAGAGGGGAGGAAUAAGUGGAGGAAGCGGAAAAGGGGGAACCAGAUUUCUCGGAAAUCUAAAAUCAAUGAACCUCUAAAUGAUGAAGCUUUUGAGGAGAACUAUGACGAAGAUGACCCUGACCAGGACCCACCUCAUAACCACCCCGAAACUGACUAUGAUCACCACCAUCAAAGUGCAGAUCGGACCACAUCCGUGUCAGGAUCAAAAGAAAGUGAAACGUUGGUUGAUGGUGGGGUGAAAAUAUGUGAGUUCCCAGUAGCAGUUAAAAGGGUUGUCAGUAGGCCCCACUCAUCGGUAUUGGGGAUUGUGGACGUGGAGAGGUCAGGGCGAAAUGGAGAGAGGAGAGGGCAGGGCCAGAAUGGGGUGGCGGUGUUGGAAAACAUUUCAUAUGGACAGCUGCAGGUGCUCUCUGCUGUGCCGCGGGAUAGUGUGGCUUUAUUAGGGGCUUCUGAGGAGGAGACUGCAAGCAGGAGCGGGGGUGCAUCAUAUGCGAUCACGCCUCCGCCAAUAAUUGCUGGCUGCGGUGUUACUAAAAGGUUUGGGAGCGCUGGUCGAGUCCAUGUUGUGCCAGUGCAUGCAGACUGGUUUUCACCAAAUUCAGUGCAUAGAUUGGAGAGACAAGUGGUGCCUCAUUUUUUCUCUGGGAAGUCAGUUGAUCAUACACCAGAGAAGUACAUGGAAUGUCGGAAUUUUAUUGUUGCAAAGUACAUGGAGAACCCAGAGAAGCGCUUAUCUGUCACUGAUUGCCAGGAACUCGUAAACGGUAUUGAUGUGGAUGAUUUAACUCGGAUUAUGAGAUUUCUUGAUCAUUGGGGAAUCAUAAACUAUUGUGCAACUCCUCUUAAAUCUGAGCUCCAGAAGGAUGGAACAUAUUUAUGCCAGGAUUCAAAUGGCGAACUUCAUGUGCCUUCAGAUGCUUUGAAAUCCAUUCAUAGUUUGAUUCACUUUGACAAGCCUAAAUGUAGGCUCAAGGCAACAGAUAUUUAUCCAGAACUUGGUCGUCCGCACGAAGAGGACUCCGACUUGGACAGCACCAUCCGAGAGCAAUUAUCUGAGCAUCAAUGUAAUCAUUGCUCUAGGUCAACUCCUGUUGUGUAUUAUCAGUCGCAGAAAGAGGUUGAUGUACUAUUGUGUUUGGAAUGCUUCAAUGAGGGAAGAUUUGUUGCCUGUCACUCUAGCCUUGAUUUUGUGAAGGUCAGUUCCACAAAUGAUUAUGGAGAUGCAGAUGGAGAUAAUUGGAGUGACCAGGAAACACUACUUCUACUUGAGGGGAUGCAACUGUACAACGAAAACUGGAAUCAAAUUGCUGAGCAUGUUGGUACAAAGUCAAAAGCACAGUGCAUCCUUCAUUUUGUGCGGCUUCCUCUGGAUGGUUCUUCGCUGGUAAACAUCGAUGUUACAAGCAUACCUGGUUCGUCAAAUGCACAGAGCCAAGAUAAUCAUAGAAUAUUACAUCCCCAUUCAAAUGGGUCCAGCUUGCAAGAUGGUGAUUUUGAAAAUAAAUUUCCGUUUGCGAAUUCCAGAAACCCUGUUUUGAACCUGGUCGCCUUUCUGGCCUCUGCAUUGGGGCCAAGAGUGGCUGCAGCCUGUGCCCAUGGUUCCUUGGCCGCCUUAUCUAAGGACAAUUGUGAGAGAGCGAUUCAUCAAGGGAAAAACACAAAUUGUAGUAAAAAAGAAGAUAUGAUUGGAGGGCAAAGUCAUUGGAGUCAACAGGAUACAGAGGCUUCUCCAUUAUCUGCCGAAAGCGUGAGGGCUGCUGCUGAAGCUGGUCUUGCUGCUGCAGCAAUGAAAGCGAAGCUUUUCGCUGAUCACGAAGAACGUGAAAUUCAAAGGUUAUCUGCUAAUAUUGUGAAUCAUCAGUUGAAGAGAUUAGAGCUUAAGCUGAAGCAGUUUGCAGAAAUUGAGACCUUAUUGAUGAGAGAAUGCGAACAGUUGGAAAGAACGCGGCAGAGGUUGGCUGCAGAACGGGGCCUCAUGAUGUCAUCACAGUUUGGAUCUACUGGAGGAUCUCGAGCAAUGGGCCAUCCGGUUGGUUCAGCCAUAACUAAUAAUAAUUUGGGAAAUAGGCAGCAAGUUAUUUCAGGCUCUCAACAACCCUUUGUUUCCGGGUAUGGCAAUAACCAACCAGUCCAUCCCCGUAUGCCCCUUAUGCAACAGGGGAUGUCUGAUCUUGGGCCCCAGCUGCCACUAUCAGCUAUACGCCCAAGCUCUUCAACCCCGAAUGCACUGUUUAACCCUGGAAAUUCCCAGCCGUCUCUCAGUCAUCCGAUGCUUAGACCUGUAUCGGGGACUAAAACUGGGGGUGAAGGGAAGGAUUCUUCAAAAUGGAUUGUAGUUGCUGAGGCUGGGCUGGGCUGUAUGAGCUUGGAAGCAAGGCCUGGGUUCGACUCAGUGAGAUUGGUAAAACCAAUUGGUUGA